Messenger RNA from Ostrea edulis (European flat oyster), 2435 nucleotides. RefSeq lists its product as uncharacterized. The transcript has a single exon. The record is from RefSeq and is a predicted model, not a curated record. The coding region runs from base 1 to 1947 and encodes 648 amino acids. Lineage: Eukaryota; Metazoa; Mollusca; Bivalvia; Ostreida; Ostreidae.
AUGGACCACAUUCACCGUGUAUCAGAAGUCCUGUAUGUGGGUGUGUGUCGUGGGAUAGGGACACCGACAGAAGUAACCAUCAGAAGGGAUUUAGAGGACUCGGCGGAGAUUAUACUGAAACCUUCACAGUCAUAUAAAGGAGAGAGAACGAUGCUGAGUGGUAGUACUAGGGAGGGAUUCAGGUUUAAAUCAUCUGACUUGGAUUUCAUGAAGUGGUACCCUGAUCAUAAGGUGAUAUGUGAGAUGUCUCAGUCCAUGUUUUAUCGUCCACGCAGAGAUACAAUUAUCCAUAUGGAGACCUCCGAUAUUCCUCCGGGAUUCGCAAGAUUACAUCUACUCACACCGUCAAAUCGCCGAAUUGUCAUGCCCUCACUACUUGAGAGAAAUCUUACUGAAUGCAUUUCAAGUUCAUUACUCCGGAUGAGGUUCCAUCUAUUAAUGAAUGGCUUGAACCCGGCCAAAGAAGGUGAGAACAUACACGGUCCUUGUCACAACUACUCUUAUCUAUCCAUAGAGACUGAUAUCGCUCUGUGUUUCCAUUCCCGUCAUUGGCCAUUACCAGCCCUUCCCUGGGUUGAUAGAUGUUUGACUCGCGCAUGGCCAUCGCGUAGUUUACUGCAAUCAAUUAUUGAUGAAGGAUUUCAUCUCGUUCCUAUCGCAAACAGACAUAUAAACGAAAACUCAGAUUUGGAGUGGAGAAUUUCUUUUUCACAAGCAGAGCAAAAGCUAGUGUACUCUAUGAACCAUUGCCAGUUUCUCUGUUACGGAAUUAUGAAAAUAAUUUUGAAGGAAGUGAUAUCUGACGAUUUACUGUGUUCAUAUUUUAUGAAAACAAUAUCAUUUUGGAGAAUUCAAGAGUGUUCUUCAACUCCAUGGUUACCAACAACAUUGCUUCAACAUGUGUGGUUUUGUUUCAAAUCCUUGAUGCAGUGUGUAUAUACCAGUUAUCUUCCAAAUUUCUUUAUUCCGGAGAACAACAUGUUUGCAGGGAAAAUUGUCGGGGCGCAACAAAUAUUCCUGUAUCAAAAGUUAGAAACAUUUUACAAGAUGGGCGUUGCCUUCCUGUUACAUAGUCCCACUCUCAGAGAGAUUCUGAUCCCGGCCGUCUCUGAUCCAUACAUUGUAAUGCAGACAGGGGAAAGUUACCUCAAGUCAGAAAUAGAUAUAGAUAUUACUUUUUAUACCGAAAGCGCUUGUUCUAGAAGUAUCGUCUUUGUAUCGGAUUUCCUUAAAAACAUGAUGCAUUUAAAUGUAAUAGAUCAGUUAUUCACAACCUGUCAGAAUGUUGUAUACCAUGAUAGGUUGAUAGAUGUGCUUGUAUCAACUUCCAUGUCAUUAAAAGCGCAGAGUCUGUUUGAGUCAAAGAAAAAGAGAUACACCAUUGAUAGGUCAAUAAGUCACAUGUUAGAUCUAGUUUUAAAGUUAGGUUGUGUAUGUGAUGGUUUAUAUUUAGCGUUAUACUUGUACGAUACCGGUAGAUAUCAAACAGCGCUAACUGUCACAGAUACAGUGCAGCAGAGACUCUCACAACCCCAUGUCAUGUAUAUUAGAAUAGACAGACGGAGGUACAGUGAGGCGGUAGGUGGUCAAUCAAUGUUAACUAAGUUUAGGAAGGCUUGGACAAAACAUAUUCUGUUCAAAGAAAAUAUUGCUUUCAUUGUAGAAUUAAGGUUGGAACAAGAAGUCUGUAAAAUGAACGAAAUACCAACUUUAUAUUUAUCUCCCUUUGUGACCGUGCACAUGUUAUCUGUUCUAUGUCACUACAGACUAGGUAACAGGUCACAAUAUCUACAGGCACUGACAGACCUACACACCCUACUGCUCUAUGAUGAUGGGAGAUACGUACCUUUAAACCAUAGAGACUUUGCCUGGCAGAUACUGGGGAUCUGUCAACAUGUUGUGGGGGACUUACACGGGGCGUUUCAGUCUUAUCAAGAGUCACAUUGACAGAUACAAUAUCACAAAAUACAGAUAGCCACGGAAACUAGAAUUGAUUGUGCUGAAUCACAAUUAAGGGGGAACAGUACUCGUAUGGUGACGUAGAACUUUUAUAAUAGGUGUAAAAAAUUAGAUACCUUUCAAGCACAGGGUGUCUAUUGAAUUACUUGCAUGCAUUUUAUAUAGAUUAAGUGAGGACAAUGUACAUAUUGUACUAUUAAUAGUAGCAUUGCAAAUUUUCAGUAUAAAAUUUUGUAUUUGAUCGGAAUUUAAUGAUAUAGACAUAUAGAGAAAAUAACGUGAUCCCGGACAAUAUCGUCUCUUAUUACUCACAGAAAGUCCUGUUUUGUGGAUAUAUCUGUAAUUUUCUUUCUAAAUAAGUACUUCCUGUUUUCUUCACCUGUUCAAUUAAACAAAAAAAAACACAUUUGUCUCUAUUUGAAUACCUUUCUAUGUAUUUAGAUCUGACUAAUUACACAAAUAAAGGAAGUUUAUUU